Molecule: messenger RNA, 1221 nt
Organism: Vigna unguiculata (cowpea)
Lineage: Eukaryota; Viridiplantae; Streptophyta; Magnoliopsida; Fabales; Fabaceae
Product: GTP cyclohydrolase 1-like
Biological process (GO): tetrahydrobiopterin biosynthetic process; tetrahydrofolate biosynthetic process
Cellular component (GO): cytoplasm
Molecular function (GO): GTP cyclohydrolase I activity; zinc ion binding; GTP binding
Source: RefSeq, a predicted model, not a curated record
AUGAUUGAAGAAUUCUACGGAUACAUAAGUUAUGUUCAAAGUGUGAAGGAAAUUGUGGAAGGUGCAUUAUUCCCCGAAGCCGGUAUAGAAAACAACAAAGUUGGUGAUGCAGGUGGAGUAGGUGGAGUUGUGAUUGUGAGAGACCUUGAGUUUUACUCCUACUGUGAGUCUUGCAUGCUACCAUUCUAUUUCAAGUGCCAUGUGGGGUAUGUCCCUUCUGCCCAAAGAGUUCUUGGUUUAAGCAAACUGUCUCGUGUCACCAAUGUGUUUGCAAAACGUCUCCAAGAACCUCAAAGACUUGCAAAUGAGGUGUGUUCUGCUUUGCAUGAAGGAAUUCAACCCACAGGUGUUGCUGUUGUGCUUCAAUGCAAACACAUUCCCUUUCCAGACAUGGAAUCAUACUCUCUUGGCUCAAACCACAAAGGGGUGAUGGGGAUACUGGUUUCUUCUGGUUCUGGUGUUUUUGAAAACAAAGAUGCAAACUUGUGGGCUGACUUUUUUGGCCUUCUACAAUUUAGGGGCAUUGACAAGGACAAAAUUCAUGAUAAGGGGUCAAUGGACGACCAAUGUUGGUGUCCUUCUUUGUCUUCUAAAGUUUCAUCCAAGAAUGAAGAGCUGAACCUUGCUAUGCUCACUGCAGUAGCUUCAAUUCUUAAGUCUUUAGGCGAGGAUCCAACUAGGAAGCAAUUACAAGGGACUCCUGCUAGGUAUACCAAAUGGCUGAUGAACUUCAAGUGUAGUAGCAUUGAGAGGGCGCUGAACUGUUCGCUUGGGAUUCGGACAAACGGUAUUUUGAACACUAAUGGGGGGUUAGGUUUUCAUGAAAAGCUACACUCGGAGCUGAACAUGCCCUUUCUGUCACAAUGUGAGCAUCAUUUGCUUCCGUUUCAUGGUGUUGUUCACAUAGGAUACUUCAUUUCCAAAGGGUUUCACCCCAUUGAGAAAACCUUUUUGCAGUCAAUAGUGCAUUUUUAUGGUUUUAAGUUGCAGGUUCAAGAAAGACUGACCAAGCAGAUUGCUGAAACUAUUUCCCCACUGAUUGGUGGAAAUGUGAUAGUUGUGGUGGAAGCAAGUCACACAUGCAUGAUUUCUAGAGGAAUUGAGAAAUUUGGAAGUAAUACAGCUACCAUUGCAACAUUGGGAUGCUUUUGUACUGACCUUGGAGCAAGAACCUCAUUCUUGGACAGUAUUCCAAAUGACACAUACAUCUCUUGUAGAUAG